GCAGCCUCCUGUAGACACGACGCAUUCUGAUUCUACGCGAUGUUGCGCCUUCGCUUCGUUGUCCUUCUCGCUGCCUGCGUCGUGGCAGCCAUGGCGAGCCACAAGUGCUCUCGUUACUGCCAGACUCCGGGGAAGACUCACGUGUGCUGCGAUCCCCCGCCUCCCCCCCGCUGCCCCAACCCCGCUCCGUGCUACGACUUCUUCGAGUUCAUCUACUGCUACCACGAUGACCAGUGUCCACCGGGCCAGAAAUGCUGCACAGACGGCUGUUCCCAAAGGAAAUUGUGCCCGUCUGAGUCAUGCCCCAGCGAGUGCAUGGCGCAUGACACGAACUCUGAACCGACUGUUGAAGAACUGCGUGCAUGGCCGAACAUUUUCGAGAGGACCAUAUGUACUAAGCUGUGGGAUGACCCAGUUGCAACGUGGCCGGAAGUACAGGGAGAGAGCAGACAAUCGCGUCUGGCAGGAACAGGCAUCUUGGUAGUGGUGUAG
Molecule: messenger RNA, 492 nt
Organism: Penaeus vannamei (Pacific white shrimp)
Lineage: Eukaryota; Metazoa; Arthropoda; Malacostraca; Decapoda; Penaeidae
Source: RefSeq, a predicted model, not a curated record